AUGGAUCUUUCUAUACCGUACCCUGCAGAUGUUAUUGGCGUAUUACAAGAUGUUUUGAAGACCCAAACUGGAAGUGGUGGUAGGAAAUCUUGUGUCAAUGUAUCUAUACGUGAUGUCGAAGGCAACGUCAUUGAGCUGGUGUUAUGGGAAGAUUACGGCAAACAGUUCAUCAACUACACUACCCCUAACAACUUUGCUGGUCCUACUAUAAUUGUAUUGACACAUGCAUGGUGCAAGCCAAAUACAGUGUCGGGAUUACCGUGUCUUUCCAACGCAUGGAGCGGUUCUAAACUUUACAUCAACAUGGAACAUCCACAAGUGGAUGAAUUCAAAGCUAGUUUUGGUGCCAACUUACCUGCCCCUUCCCAAUCAUUGACUGCUAAUUCAUCUGACUGUUUUGCAACAACCAUAGGGACUACCACUGGAUUUAAUCCCUCCAAGUUUGGAUGGUAUUUUGAAUCUUCUGGAAAUAACGAUGCUGAACGCGUUACCAAAUUCAAACUUGAGGUGGAGGUGGAAUAUGAUAACCAUAAGGGGAUCUUUGUUUUUUGGGAUAAGGAUUGUAUCCCUUUUACUAAGUUGACUGCUCAGGAAAUAAGAGAAAUUAUGAAGAAGGGAGCUAAUGCUGCUGUAAUGGAUGUGGAAAUAGCUUCUCCAGCUCUUAUACCAAAUCAACUUACACAAACUUGCGAACCAUCAAUUGUUGCUGAACCAGAUUCGACUGCUACGCAUACGGGGAGUCCUUCUGCAAGUUGCAACAGUACUCCUGCCAAGAGGGAUAUUAUGUCAACCUCAAUUAACGACGUGAUUCAGUUUGAAGAACUCACUCCUAAACAACCAGCCACUAAGGGCACCAAAGGAAAAAAGACCAAGCAAUUAAAAAAGGAUUAA
Messenger RNA from Vicia villosa (hairy vetch), 891 nucleotides. RefSeq lists its product as uncharacterized. The coding region runs from base 1 to 891 and encodes 296 amino acids. The transcript is spliced from 7 exons. Lineage: Eukaryota; Viridiplantae; Streptophyta; Magnoliopsida; Fabales; Fabaceae. The record is from RefSeq and is a predicted model, not a curated record.